Messenger RNA from Adineta steineri, 504 nucleotides. NCBI's taxonomy places the organism in Eukaryota, Metazoa, Rotifera, Eurotatoria, Adinetida, Adinetidae. The record is from the annotation of a GenBank genome assembly.
AUGUACAUUUUAGUGACGAUAUUUUCAUUUAUUAUUUUCCAUUUCAUUCACAGUACAUCUCUAUUAUCGGAAUGCCAAUUGACUACUACAAUUUGGACGUAUUAUCCUUGUUCAUUUAUUAUUUCAUCAUCAUCCGUUUGUCAACAAUCAUCAAUUAAUUUAUCAAUUGAUCAAUGUAUAAAUAGAGAAGUUAUGUUUUUCUGGCAUUUUCCAUCUGGUAAUAUGACAAUUACAUUAGAAUCAGAACAAAAUCAACCAUUUUUAUUACGUCUAUUUAAAAUUUCAUUAUCAAAAAGACAAUUAAUCAAAAAUAUUUAUCAUUUAUUAAAUAAUCAAACAAUUGAAGAACGAAUAUUAGAUGAUACAAUUACUGAAGACAUUACAAUUUCUUCUGAUAAAUAUAAUCAAUGUUCAAUUAAAUUUGAAACAUUGAAUGAAAUGAUAUUUGAGUAUGGAACAUUUAUUCAAAUGAUAAUUAUGACUGAUGAAUUAAAUAAUUAUUGA